Pyrenophora tritici-repentis Pt-1C-BFP is the source of this 1512-nucleotide messenger RNA. RefSeq names its product SAS2, Histone acetyltransferase (MYST family). The record is from RefSeq and is a predicted model, not a curated record. Gene Ontology annotation, molecular function: histone H4K16 acetyltransferase activity; transcription coregulator activity. Gene Ontology annotation, cellular component: chromatin; MSL complex. Gene Ontology annotation, biological process: positive regulation of transcription by RNA polymerase II; negative regulation of DNA-templated transcription. NCBI's taxonomy places the organism in Eukaryota, Fungi, Ascomycota, Dothideomycetes, Pleosporales, Pleosporaceae.
AUGGCGCCUCGUGAAAACUCUCAUGAGCCCUCCGGGACGCCGGCACCAGUGGAAACAGGCUUUGCCACACUGGCACAGCUGAGGGUCGGUGUGAAAGCAUGGGUUGAAAAGGAUGGCGAGAAGCGUAAAGCUGAAAUACUGUCAAUACAAACACGCCAAGGCAGGCCAAAGUUCUAUGUUCAUUAUGAAGAGUUCAAUAAACGUCUAGACGAGUGGAUCGAGGCCGAGCGCAUCGAUCUCUCGCGUGAAGUCGAAUGGCCUGCGCCAGAAAAAGCAGACAAGAAGAAGGGCACUACCGUUAAGGUCGACAAAGCACCGUCCAAGUCUGAUCAGAAGAGUUUGAAGCGUUCACGUAGUAAGCUCGAUCGCGAAAUCUCAGGCACACCGGAGUCGACAUCUAGCAACUUGCCCGGGAAGGCACCAAAGCCCUCCAAAGCAGGCGGCAAGGAGAACCAAGAAUUAAUCGUCACUAGUGAAGUUACUGAAGGCACCCCAAAGCCGGAAGAUGAAGAGAUGGACCUGGUUGAUGUACAGGAUGCCGCCGCCGCCGCCAAGGCCAUGCCACCCCAGGACUAUUCAAGAGAAGACGAGAUUGAAAAGCUACGAACAUCCGGAUCCAUGACACAGAAUCAAACCGAGAUCUCAAGAGUGCGAAACCUGGAAAAGAUUCAAAUGGGGAAAUUCGAAGUCGAGCCGUGGUACUUCUCUCCCUACCCCAUCGACUUUGUCGAUUCGGACGUAGUCUACAUAUGCGAAUUCUGCCUCUCGUACUAUGGCGAAGUAACGCAGUUCGAGCGCCACCGCACAAAGUGUCACCUCCUCCACCCGCCUGGCAACGAGAUCUAUCGCGACGAUUACGUAUCCUUCUUUGAGAUUGAUGGACGGCGGCAGCGCACAUGGUGCCGCAACCUAUGUUUGCUCUCGAAGCUCUUCCUAGAUCACAAGACGCUCUAUUAUGACGUCGACCCCUUUCUGUUCUACUGCAUGUGCACACGCGAUGAACAUGGCUGUCAUUUUGUGGGCUAUUUCUCGAAAGAGAAGGAAUCUGCAGAAGGCUACAACGUUGCUUGUAUCUUAACGCUGCCCCAGUACCAACGGAAAGGCUUCGGAAAACUUCUCAUUGAUUUUUCGUACCUCCUCUCCAAGCGUGAGGGAAAGCUUGGCUCUCCGGAAAAGCCUUUGUCCGAUUUGGGUCUUCUCGGAUACCGUGCGUACUGGCAAGAAAUCCUCGUUGACAUUCUCAUGGAGCCCGGACGUACGGAAGCCAAUAUCGAGGACCUGGGAGCUGCAACAGCAAUGACCACGAACGAUGUGCUUCAUACUUUGCAAAACCUCAACAUGCUGCGGUAUAGCAAGAACCAGCACGUCGUCGUGCUCACGGACGCCGUCAUCGCACAACGCGAGCGGCAAAAAGCAAAGGAAAAGCUCCAAGGGAAGAGGAGCAUUGAUCCAGACCGAUUAAUUUGGAAGCCGCCUGUGUUCUCUGCUGCAAGCCGAACUUGGAACUGGUGA